Messenger RNA from Triticum urartu, 2180 nucleotides. NCBI's taxonomy places the organism in Eukaryota, Viridiplantae, Streptophyta, Magnoliopsida, Poales, Poaceae. The record is from RefSeq and is a predicted model, not a curated record.
AUGCUUCUCGAGCCUUACCACCUGGUCGCUCCGCUCCUCCUGAUCCUCAUGGCUGCCGGUCGCUGCCUCGCGGCCACCGGCGGCGGUGGCACCAGUGACGGUCGGCAGUUCGCCUACAACGGGUUCACGGCUGCGAACCUGACGCUCGAAGGCGCAGUCGUCAAGUCGAACGGCCUCCUCAUGCUGACCAACGGCACCAUUCAGACGAAAGGCCAGGCCUUCCACCCGUCGCCUCUGAUGUUUCGCGCCGAGGCGAACGGCACCGGCGCCGUGCGGUCUUUCUCCACUACUUUCGUCUUCGCCAUCUACGGGCAGUACGCCGACCUAAGCAGCCAUGGCAUGGCCUUCUUCGUCUCAGCGUCCAGGGAGUUGCUCUCCACUGCGUCGCCAGGCCAGUUCUUGGGCCUCACCGACACCGAUGGAGGCAACCCGAGCGACCACAUCUUCGCCGUGGAGUUGGACACACUCUUUAACGCCGAAUUCCGCGACAUCAACAGCAACCACGUCGGCGUCGACGUUGAUAGCCUGGUGUCGCUCGGCUCCGCCGACGCCGGGUACUAUGCCAACGAUGACAUCGGGAGUUUCCAGAAGCUAAGUCUGAUAAGCCGGAAGGCCAUGCAAGUGUGGGUGGACUAUGACAAGAGGACCACAGAGAUCACCGUGACCAUAGCUCCCUUGGGCGUUCCCAGGCCCUACUUAACCCUGCUGCAGACCACCAUCGACCUCUCUGGCGUGAUGCAGAGCACGGCGUACGUCGGCUUCUCGUCAGCGACAGGCGUGCUCACCACACGACACUUCGUCCUCGCCUGGAGCUUCGCGCUGGAUAGCCCAGCCCCUGCGCUGAACAUCUCAGCACUGCCGGCCUUGCCGCCGUUGGUCUCGCCAAAGUCCAAGGUUCUGGAGAUUGUGCUGGCCUUAGCGUCGGCGACACUGGUUUCGGCUAUAGCAAUCGGAUUCUACGUAUUUGUAAGACGGCGUCUCAAGUACUCCGAGGUGCAUGAGGACUGGGAGGUUCCGUUCGGCCCAAACCGAUUCUCUUACAAGGACUUGUUUCAUGCAACCGAAGGGUUCAGCAACAACAAUCUGCUCGAUAGGGGAGGUUUUGGAAGUGUCUAUAAGGGUAUGCUUCGCAAGCCUGCCAUGGAGGUCGCCGUAAAGAGGAUGUCACACGAUUCAAGGCAAGGAGUAAGGGAGUUCAUUGCCGAGGUGGUGAGCAUUGGUCGUCUUCGACACCGAAAUAUCACACAAUUGUUAGGCUACUGCAGACGGAAGGGUGAGCUUCUCCUGGUUUAUGAUUACAUGAAAAAUGGUAGUCUUAAAAAGUAUCUGCAUAGUAGAAAUAGCCCAACUUUGUGUUGGUCUCAGAGGUAUUCUAUCAUCAAAGGUGUGGCAUCAAGCUUACUGUAUCUACACUCUAUCAUCAAAGGUGUGGCAUCAAGCUUACUGUAUCUACAUGAGGAAUGGGAGCAGGUUGUCAUUCACCGAGAUAUAAAGGCAAACAAUGUGCUAUUGGAUAGUAAGAUGAAUGGACGGUUAGGCGAUUUUGGUUUGGCAAGGAUAUAUGACCAUGAAAACACCGCUGAAACCACCCAUGUGGCUGGCACCAUGGGAUAUCUUGCGCCUGAACUCUCACGCAAGGGGAGGCCAACACCCUUCUCCGAUGUGUAAGCAUUUGGCGUGUUUCUCCUAGAGGUCACAUGUGGACGCAAGCCAAUCUUCAUCGAUGAGCAGAACAAUCGGGUGUUGUUGGUCGAGUGGGUGCUUGAGCACCACCACAACGGCUCAAUGCUCGACACGGUGGAUCCACGACUCGGACGGGAAUUCAACACGGAAGAGGUAACCAUCGUGCUCAAAUUAGGUUUGCUAUGCACAUAUCCAUCGCCCAACGCGUGGCCUAUCAUGCGAAAGGUCAUGCAGUACCUCGACCAUGAUCAAUUGCCUCCUGAUUUAUCACCAGCCUACAUAAGCUACAUCAUGAUGGCCCAAAUGCAAAAUGAAGGGUUUGAUUCGCACAACAUGCCAUGUUCUCAACCCAUAGCGAGUGUUGCCACUGUAUCAGGAGAGUCCUCAGCGACUAUUUUGCGAGAGGGAAGAUAAAGUGUGUAUUUAAUUGACCUCUCUCUCUCUCUCUGUGUGUGUGUGUUUGUGUGUGUGUGUGUGUGUGUUGAAUUACUAAGAAG